AUGGCAGGCCCUGAGUUGCGAUGGGGAGUUGUUGGCACCGGCUGGAUUGCCGGCAUGUUCGUCGACGAUAUCCUUGCUCCCCGAGCGAGUGGUCCUGCGAAGCACAUCCUUGGGGCUGCUGGCACUACGAGCAGCGUUGAGAAGGCCGAAAAGUUCAUCGACGCGCACUGGAAAGGCGAUGGCCAACGCCCCAAGGCCUACGCUUCGUACCAGGAGGUGUACGACUCUCCUGAUAUCGACAUUAUUUACAUCGCCACCCCUCACAGCCUCCACAAACAGAACUGCCUAGAUGCCAUCAAGGCAGGAAAGCACGUACUAUGUGAAAAGCCUUUUACUAUCAACAGCAAAGAGGCUGAAGAAGUUGUCGCCGCCGCGAAGGCCAAGGGCGUCUUCCUGAUGGAAGCGGUCUGGACGAGAUUCUUCCCCUUGGCCAUUGAGCUGGAGAAGAAAAUUCAGGCAGGUGCCAUUGGUCGUGUAUGGCGCUCCAUCAUCCAAAUCGGCUUCGGAGGCGACUGGGAUGCCCUCCCUCAAAGCUCACGCCUCAAGGACCCCGCCCUGGGUGGUGGUGCCCUCCUGGAUCUUUGCGUCUAUCCUAUCAGCUACUCUUCUUUGAUCAUGGGCCGGGGUCAACUCGGCGAGGAUCAUCCCGAGUUGAAGGUCACGUCGUCAAUGGAUAUCGUCAACGGUGCUGAUGAGGCCGAUGUCGUUACGCUGCAAUACAAAACGCCCGACAACCAUUCACAGACUGCCGUCUGCAUUGCGACUGUCCUUGCCGACAGCCCGCCGGACUUUGGGCGAAUUGAAGGCAAGGAGGGAUCAAUUACGCUCUACACUGAGCUGGGGCCUAGUUGCCCUACCGGAUUCAGGGUGAAAAAUGCCAAGGGAGAGGAGGAGGAUUUCCCCUUCAAGCAUGCCGAAGGCACUUUUGGAUUCAUCUAUGAGGCAGAUGCAGUUGCACAGGAUAUCGCCGCGGGACGAACGGAAAACGAGAGAAUGCCUCUCGCAGAGUCGCUGAGAGUGAUGCGCCUGAUGGAUCAGAUUCGAGCACAGAAUGGCUUGGUCUAUCCCCAAGACAAGCAGUAG
Molecule: messenger RNA, 1083 nt
Organism: Ilyonectria robusta
Lineage: Eukaryota; Fungi; Ascomycota; Sordariomycetes; Hypocreales; Nectriaceae
Exons: 2
Coding region: 1-1083 (360 amino acids)
Molecular function (GO): nucleotide binding
Source: RefSeq, a predicted model, not a curated record